Messenger RNA from Moneuplotes crassus, 1790 nucleotides. Lineage: Eukaryota; Ciliophora; Spirotrichea; Euplotida; Euplotidae. The record is from the annotation of a GenBank genome assembly.
UCUCAAUUACUCUUUCAGAUACUGCAGAUGAGAUUGAUACUAAUUGGCCAAGCAGUUAUAGCCCAGGUUUAGUAUUCAAGACAAAGAUUAUCUAUAACCUUACUACAGAGACCUUCUUCCUAGUUUCUAAUUCUCAGGGGCUGGUUCAACUUAGCCUCACCCAAGCAUGUGAUUCAAGCUUAGUGACUCUGACUCUUAUAAAUACCAAUUCUGGGAGCUACCCUUCAUGGAUAACUUUUGAUUCUGCAAGUGGGAUAAUCAGCUAUACUGCUCCAAAUGAUGAUAAUAAAACCUAUUCUGCCGCUAUUGAAACAUUUGUGACUGGCUGGCAAUCUCCAAGGAAUAAACUCAUCUAUUUCACUGUUCUAAAGUGAAAUGUCACAAACUGAGAAAAAUGAUACUCAGAUAAUUACAAUAGAUGUAAGCAAUGUGAGAUUUAUUAUGAAGGAGACAAAUGAAAGAAAACUGAUGUCAGUCAAGCAGAAGCUGCUUCCACAGUUGGGAUAUCUCUCUAGUCAAUUGCAGCUGCGUUGGUUGUCAUCUCAUCACUGAUAUCUAUUAGCUCCCCAGUGUUAAUUUGGGUAAUGUUGAACCAUUUACAGUUCCUUUUGUUACUAAUACUUGUGAAUACUUAUAUUCCUGGUGAAAUUAUCAAAUACCUGACUGCAUCAGCCUCAUCAAUGAUUAGUCUAGGCUUCUUCAAAUUUGAAAAUUUUCCAUAUCUUAGCAAUACUUACAACUAUUUUGAAAUGAAACAAGAAAGCAAUGAAAUGGAAGAAAUAGGGUUUGAAUAUUCCAGUUCAUUAAGGACAAAUAUGAGCUUGUUUCUAACCUUUAUUUUUGUGCUAUUCCUUGCUUUGAUAGUCUAUAUCCUCUCGUUGAUCCCCAUCAACCCUCAGAGAUGUAAAUGUAACAAAUGGCUCAAAGGUGGUAUCUCUGUUAUCAAAAAGAUCCUGAUUUUCAACCUCUUCGUUAGACUUCUGAUAGAAUCAUUCACAUCUCUAACUCUGACUUCUUGUAUUGAAAUUUAUAGUUUCAGGGCAAGGAAGUUGAAUGAGGAAAUAUCUCUAUACUUCAGCUAUGGCAUCCUAGCCUUCUGAUUGAUAUUCUGCUUCUUUGUUAUCUUCCAUUUUUGAAAAUAUACCAAAUCAGACAUGAAACUCACAGAGAUUUUCAUUGAACUUUACACAGGAAUCAAAGAGGAAAGAGCAGCAAAGGCAUUCACCCAAGUUUGGCUAAUGAACAGAUUUCUAGCUGUUAUAUCUCUGGUCUGACUUCAAGAGUUUGACCCCAAAGGAAGCACUUCCAUCCUGUUUCUAUUCGAAAUAUGAUAUAUAGUCUAUAUGAUUAAGAUCAGACCAUUCAUGCUGGCAAGGACUUCAAUCAUUGAAAUAGUCAACCAGAGUUUCAUCUGUGCUUACUUAAUAGCUUUAUUCUCUCUCAAUAAAUCUGAUUGGAACUCAACUUUAACAGAUUGAGGAUUGAUGAUUUUGCUUGCAAACAAUGUGAUCGUUUUCGUAAUAGUGUUCAUCAACUUUUGGAGAGAUAUUUAUUCCAAAUUUUGUAAGAAAAAAUCAAGCAAACAAGGAUUAAAGAGAAGAGAAAAGGUCAUGCCUAAGCUCAGGAAGGAGCCGAUCAAGCCUUCUGAUGUAUCCCGAUCAGAUAUGGCUUUUAAAGCUAAGUUAAGUAAAUUGCAGAGCAAUUUCAAGGAAAAACCGAACCCUUCGGUAGACAUCAGCAAUUAUCGACAGAAGGUAAUGAAGAGAUCAUUAAGAAGUCCUCAUUUAUAA